Messenger RNA from Papaver somniferum (opium poppy), 1315 nucleotides. RefSeq names its product dehydrodolichyl diphosphate synthase 6-like. Lineage: Eukaryota; Viridiplantae; Streptophyta; Magnoliopsida; Ranunculales; Papaveraceae. Gene Ontology annotation, biological process: polyprenol biosynthetic process. The coding region runs from base 127 to 1014 and encodes 295 amino acids. Gene Ontology annotation, cellular component: endoplasmic reticulum. The record is from RefSeq and is a predicted model, not a curated record. The transcript has 2 exons.
AAGUACAUGACACUUCAAACACUCAUCUGCAUUUUCCUCCCAAAAUGCAGUUAGUUUAGAGUCCUAACAUUCUCCAACCCAAUCAAAAAGAACUGAUUUCCAUCAAGAAAACAAAGUUCAUUAAGGAUGCAGUCAUAUAAGAUGAAGUUAACUGAGUUCUUCGGAAACUUGUUUAGUUUUAUCCGAAGGCUUAUCUUCAGCGUGCUUUCUGUCGGUCCAAUCCCGACUCAUAUAUCGUUUAUCAUGGAUGGAAACCGGAGGUAUGCUCGGAAACAUGGACUGAAUGAAGGUGCUGGCCACAGAGUUGGAUUCUUUGCUCUGAUGUCGAUGUUGAAGUACUGUUAUGAGUUAAAGGUGAAAUAUGUGAGUGUAUUUGCUUUUGGUGCCGAAAAUCUGAACAGAAGCCCUAAAGAAGUUAAGUAUUUAAUGGCUCUGAUGGAAGAGAAAAUUGGGGAGAUACUCAAAGAAGAGAGCCUCAUGAAUAAAUUAGGGAUUAGAAUACAGUUCAUAGGAAACUUGAAGCUCUUAAACGAUACUACCAGGGCAGCAGCUAAGAGAGCAAUGGCAGCCACGGCCAAAAACAAGAAAUUUGUGGUACUGGUUUGCGCAGGAUAUUCAUCCGUCACUGAGAUCAUGAAUGCUGUCCAAAAAUCUUAUGAAGACAAGAGGCGUAAGUUACAAAAACUGGAUUCCAGUGGUACCGGUACUGAUCAGAGUCGAGUUGAUUUUGAUGAGAGUGAUCCCGAGUUUGAAAUUUCAUUAUCAGAUAUAGAGAGACAUAUGCGCAUGGCUGCAUACCCUGAACCUGACAUUAUAGUUCGUACUUCAGGUGCAACACGACUUAGCAAUUUCCUUCUGUGGCAAUCUUCGCAAACAUAUCUGUAUUCACCAGCGGCACUUUGGCCAGAGAUCUCUUUAUGGCACUUAAUAUGGAUGGUCUUACACUUUCAGCGAGUUCCACAAAUUUUGGAGAAGAAAAAGAAGCAAGCAACUUUAAAUCAUAAUCAUUAUUAGACUUUUCCAACUGAUUCUUGAUCUCUUGCAGCAAAGUGGAACUGGAUGGAGUUUCAUGCGAAGUGGAGGUUUUCUUGGAAGGUGUCAUGAUGCUAGAGGAUCCUUGCAGCAGUAAUAAGAUUGCUUUUUCAUUAUUUAUAUUUAUAUUUCUAUUUUACCGAUGCUUUUAAGGUUUUGGUUGUCCAAUCCAACUACUUCAGUCAUGGGAUGGUUACUCCAAUUCUUCUUCUUCUAUGUAAGCUCCUUUGAAAUGGCAUUUACGCAUGUUUAAUAUUGUAAGAGUGUGGCAAAUGCCUCCGUA